UCCACGUUUGAGGAUGACGUCAGGAGACCUAGUGGUAAAGAAAAAGCUCCUAGACUUGAGAAACAAACAGACAGCAGAGUACCAAUAUGAAGACCUGGGACCUUGCUCGGUCCUCUAUUGUUUUUGGUAGUUUAAUCAUUUUCAGCAUUUGUACCGUGAAUGGAGAUUACUGCAAGGUGAACCUGUGUCAUAAUGGAGGGACGUGUGUGACUGGCAUUGGAGAAGAUCCCUUUUUCUGCAUCUGUGCCGAGGGAUUUGCUGGAGAUACUUGCAAUGCCACUGAGAAUGGUCCUUGUAACCCAAACCCAUGUAAAAACGAUGGCACAUGUGAGGUGAUCGUUAACGCCAGAAGAGGAGACGUUUUUAAUGAGUAUGUGUGCAAAUGCCAACCUGGGUUUGAAGGUGUACACUGCCAAAUCAAUGUGAAUGACUGUGAAAACCAACCUUGUAAGAAUGGAGGCCUGUGUCGUGAUCUGGAUGGCGACUACACCUGCCAGUGUCCUUCUCCAUAUGUUGGGAAGCAAUGUCAGCUACGCUGUACAUAUGUAUUGGGGAUGGAGGAAGGAGGAAUCGUAGAGUCCCAGAUCUCGGCUUCCUCUGUACACUCUGGCAUUCUUGGGCUGCAGCACUGGGGACCGGAGCUUGCGCGACUCAACAACCAGGGAAUUGUCAACGCUUGGAGCUCGGCACCCCAAGACAAGAACCCCUGGAUUGAGAUUGACAUGCAGAAGAAGAUGCGUCUCACUGGAAUUAUCACCCAAGGAGCCAGCCGCAUGGGGACAGCUGAGUUUGUCAAGGUUUUUAAGGUGGCAUCCAGCUUUGAUGGCAAAACAUACACAGUGUACAGAGCGGAUGGCCAGAGAAAAGACAGAGUGUUUAUGGGAAAUACAGAUAAUGAUGGAACAAAGACAAACAUGUUUGACCCUCCCAUUGUGGCCCAGUAUAUUCGCAUCAUUCCUGUGGUGUGCCGUAAAGCUUGUACUCUCCGGAUGGAACUUGUGGGCUGCGAGCUUAAUGUGCAGUCCAGCACAAUCGGUUGCACUGAUCCACUGGGCAUGAAGUCCCGUCUCAUCUCCGACGUGCAGCUUACAGCAUCUAGUAUUUUCCGUACUUGGGGUAUAGAUGCCUUUACCUGGUAUCCCCACUACGCUCGCCUGGACAAGCAAGGCAAGACUAACGCUUGGGCGGCGGCAAACAACAAUCGCUCAGAGUGGCUCCAGCUGGAUUUGGAGAAACCUAAAAGAAUCACAGGCAUCAUCACUCAGGGAGCAAAAGACUUUGGAGUUGUGCAGUUUGUUUCAGCCUUUAAGCUCGCUUACAGUAAUGACGGACAAACAUGGAGCAUUGUGAAGGAUCAAAUAACGAGAACAGAUAAGAUUUUCCAAGGCAACAUUGACAACAACACAUACAAAAAGAACUUGUUUGAGCCUCCGUUCUUUGCACGAUUUGUGCGGUUUCUGCCCUGGGAGUGGCACGAGCGGAUAACUCUACGCAUGGAGCUGCUGGGCUGUGAUGAUUAGUCUGCACUGCUUUUGCCUGAAGUGUGUCUGCUGGUUAUAGCUGAUGAUUUGUUUCAAUAUACAUUAGCUUCAAUUGUUGCUCUGUAUUUUAUUGUAUUGAUGUCAUUCUUUUAAUGUACUUUUGAAGGGUUCAGUUGAUCUAAUUUUUAACGCCUUUUGGCACAACUUCAAUUUUAGGAAAUCACAUUUUAAGCAAGUUUCAGAGAACAUUACAAAAUUUGAAAAGCAGAAACCUUAAAUGAAAAAGGAGACUAAUUGUAAUGCUUUACUAAAAUUGUUAGUCCCACAACCAAUGAACAUUCUUGUAUUUCAAAAUGGAUGUCCUGAUUUAUAAUGAAAUAUACAAACUAUAAGUAAAUAUCUUUUACUGUUAUUCCUUAUCUUUGGCCACCAAGGUGAGAAAACCUAUCCAUGAAGCAACCUACCUGCUUCCACCUGUCUUAAAUAUGACAUCCCACUAGUGCUAAUGUCCAAUAGUUGACCUUAUUCUGCCUUUUAGCACACAGAGGAAAAAGGUCAACUUGUAAUUUUCUGUAAACACACAAAUACGGUCUACAAUAUUUUUUCUGAACUAAUCUCGACUGUCUGGAGUACAUUUAUAUACAGUAUGGUUCUGUUAGAAACAGUGCUGUAAAUUAGAAAUGAAUUGAAAACACUCCAGGAAAAUGUUAUUGUUGAAAUGUCAUGUUAAGAGAAUGGCUCACAUCAAUUGACUUGUUUGCACUGCAGUUGCUCUACACUUUAUACUACAGUUUAUACAUUUUAUAACUCAAUGUGAGUCAAUGUAAACAACCAAAUUGGAAUAGAAUUGUACAACUGCAAAUAUUGAGUAUAUUUUGUAAAACACGUUGUCUUUAACAAUAUUAAUAAAUAUGUUAAAUAUUUCUGCUUCUCCUUGUUUGUGGCUCAAACUGAGGAAGAUUUUCAACAUGUGCUUUUUCAGAAAUAAAUAUUUGUGUGAGA
This is a messenger RNA of Rhinichthys klamathensis goyatoka, 2483 nucleotides long. It is a transcript of the gene mfge8a, whose product is annotated as milk fat globule EGF and factor V/VIII domain containing a. The coding region runs from base 87 to 1520 and encodes 477 amino acids. The transcript has 10 exons. The record is from RefSeq and is a predicted model, not a curated record. Lineage: Eukaryota; Metazoa; Chordata; Actinopteri; Cypriniformes; Leuciscidae. Gene Ontology annotation, molecular function: calcium ion binding.